AUGGCAUCUGCAGCGUUCUUUACCCGUGGCAUGAUGGUCGAGCAGAUUGUGACACCAGAUCUACUGUUCGAUGAAAAAGCGGCGAAAGCGCACGAGGCGGCGCAGCGCAAGGCCAAGGUGGUCGCUCGUGCUGCCGGAGAGUCAGCGCGGCUCCGCAAUGUCGAGGUGCGGCGGAAGCUCGCUGUUGCCGAGCGCGACCGACAGCAAGCAGCAAAGGCCAAUGCCUGGGCGAAGGCAGCAAUUUAA
Messenger RNA from Peronospora matthiolae, 246 nucleotides. Lineage: Eukaryota; Oomycota; Peronosporomycetes; Peronosporales; Peronosporaceae. The record is from the annotation of a GenBank genome assembly.